AUGACGCGCGUCCUGCUCACGCUCUUGUCGGCUGCGUAUGUGGCUGCGACCGCCAACUUGCGCCAGCAGCAGUUCAAGGUCUGCAAGGUCGACACGGAUUGCAACGACGGCUUUUACUGCAAGCCCACGGACGACGGGACGUUUGCCAUGUGCCAGCCCGGCGGCCGGUCGCCAGCGCGCAACUUUGUGUGUGUCGACCACGCCGACUACUGGGGCGACGACCUCUACAACCUCCGGACCGGCUACGACGGCUGCCUCUAUGCAUGCCGCACCAACGCCAACUGCAAUGCAUUGGCAUGGCUCCAAGAUAACGCUGGCGCCAGCGGCAC
Messenger RNA from Saprolegnia parasitica CBS 223.65, 329 nucleotides. RefSeq lists its product as hypothetical. The record is from RefSeq and is a predicted model, not a curated record. The annotation marks the transcript as partial. The transcript has a single exon. NCBI's taxonomy places the organism in Eukaryota, Oomycota, Saprolegniomycetes, Saprolegniales, Saprolegniaceae.